Gamsiella multidivaricata is the source of this 1725-nucleotide messenger RNA. RefSeq names its product lysine--tRNA ligase-like protein. The transcript has 8 exons. Lineage: Eukaryota; Fungi; Mortierellomycota; Mortierellomycetes; Mortierellales; Mortierellaceae. Gene Ontology annotation, biological process: lysyl-tRNA aminoacylation. Gene Ontology annotation, molecular function: ATP binding; tRNA binding; lysine-tRNA ligase activity. Gene Ontology annotation, cellular component: cytosol; cytoplasm. The record is from RefSeq and is a predicted model, not a curated record. The coding region runs from base 1 to 1725 and encodes 574 amino acids.
AUGUCAGCCUCGGCCUCGUUGCAGCGCCUCCCAAGAAUAUGGAGUACUCGCCUCUUGUCUUCAUACUCCACUGCGAGCAGAAGGAACUUGUUUCAAAUUAACUUGACCAGGAAAGGUAUUACCGCACCACUCAGUUUCGCUCGACAGAGUCAGCAGCACUCCACCGUUACCUCACAAUCAUGGAUAUUGAAGCCGGAAGCACGGCUUGAGGAACUGAGCCACCUCGGAAUCACGCCUUAUCCCAGGUACCAGCCGCCGAAAGUGCCUCUUGUUCAGGUUCGGGAUGUCAUUGCAGAAUACCAAGAUGCACUCGAGAACGGAACCAAAGAUGAAUCAAAAAAGGUUUCCAUAAGUGGACGUAUCUAUUCAAAACGUGAUUCAAGCUCAAAGCUGGCGUGGUUUGAUCUUGUUCAGGAUGGUCAUUCGAUCCAGGCGGUAUUCAACCGCAGGAUCUAUGCUGGAAGUGACCAGGACUUCGAGUUGGCAUUCAAGAAUUUUCACCGCGGCGAUAUCGUUCAGCUCACAGGACAUGUAGGGAAGACCAAGACAGGGCAAUUGAGUGUCUUUAUUACCGAUGCAUUUGAGCUUCUUUCACCGUGCCUGCAUUCCAUUCCUACCCGCUCCGGGCUCAAAGAUCCAGACAAGCGGUUCAGGAACAGACAUUUGGACUUUUUGGUUAAUCGGGAUGCACUCGAAAUUUUAAAAAAAAGGCGCGAUAUGAUUGCGUUCAUCAGGCGCUUUUUCGACAGCCGCGGCUUUUUGGAAGUCGAGACACCCAUUUUGUCCACUCAGGCUGGAGGAGCAAAUGCAAAGCCGUUUAUAACUCAUGCUAAUGCGCUCGAUAUGGAGAUGCACAUGCGUGUAGCUCCGGAACUGUAUUUGAAGCAACUUGUUAUCGGAGGUGUAGAUCGAGUGUACGAGCUAGGAAAACAGUUCCGAAACGAGGGUAUUGACGCAGAUCAUAACCCAGAAUUCACUACCUGUGAGUUCUAUCAAGCAUACACUAAUCUCGAAGGAUUAUUCGACAUGACUGAAGUCAUGCUUCAAGAGAUGGCUGAAAGCGUUACAGGGUCGACCAAAGUCUCAACUAAACUUACAAAGGAUGAAACUGUUGAGGUGUCGUUUGAGAGGCCCUUCCGACGGAUAAACAUUAUGGAGUUUUUGGAGGAGAAGCUGGAGAUCACUUUCCCUGAUCUCGACAACAAUCCAGUGGCCGAGCUACUUGAGAUAUGCAAGAACAACCGAGUGUUUGUCCCGGAACCGCACACCGUCCCUCGCAUCAUGGAUAGGAUUAUCUCGCAAUUCAUCGAACCAGAGUGCAUUCAGCCAACGUUUUUAUGGGGUCAUCCCGUUAUCAUGAGCCCACUCGCUAAAGACAUCAAACUGGACUCUGGACGAACUGUAGCAGGGCGCUUUGAGUUGUUUGUUGCCGGAAAAGAGAUCGUGAACGCGUAUGAAGAGCUGAACGACCCGGUCCAGCAAAGAGAUCGAUUCACGAAGCAACAGCAAGACAAAGACAGUGGAGACGAAGAGGCCCAGCCUAUGGAUCAGGCGUUUUGCGGGGCGCUUGAAUACGGACUUCCGCCGACAGGAGGAUGGGGUAUGGGCGUUGACCGCGUCUGCCAGAUCUUGACGGGUUCCAGCCAUAUCCGCGACGUACUUGCCUUCCCUACCAUGCGCACACUGAAGCCGGCAGCGUUGGAUGUCGAGUGUCCUGUAGUUUAA